CGCUCGGCACUUUUUUUUGCGCUGGACAGUUCCCCACAUACCCAUGAGAGUUUUGAGAGCCGGUGUACGCGCCACCCUGGCCUUGUGAGUGCAGAUGGAAUGAGUGGCUUGAUUCAGGGAGUAUUUUCUCUUACAUGUGUUCAGCAUCUUAGGCUGUUUUUAAUUCCUUUUUCCACGCGGGCGAUUCCCCGUUUCUGGAAUGUAAUUCUGCUUCAGCGUUUCUCUCGACUCACUGUUUCAUGCUGUAUGACUGAAUGGAAGAAGCAGAUAUACUGAUGAUGACUGAUUGAAGAAUGAAGUUGUAAUAGACUGUGACUGGACUGUGUAGGC
Molecule: messenger RNA, 330 nt
Organism: Aspergillus heteromorphus CBS 117.55
Lineage: Eukaryota; Fungi; Ascomycota; Eurotiomycetes; Eurotiales; Aspergillaceae
Exons: 1
Coding region: 100-276 (58 amino acids)
Source: RefSeq, a predicted model, not a curated record